AUGGUCAAGGCGAAGAAGUUGUUACUCAAGUACGCCAAUGUUUUCUCGUCAAACGAAGCUGACAUAGGAAAGACUGGCUUAGUUCAACACAAAAUAAACACAGGACAAGAAUUGCCUAUUCGUCAGCGGCCAAGAAGAUUGCCUGUAGCACGUGAAAAGGAAGUGGAAACCAUGAUUGAGGGUAUGGUGAAGGAUGGUGUUAUUGAACCUUCAUCUAGUCCAUGGUGUUCACCUGUGGUGCUGGUAAAGAAGAAGGACGGCAGUAUGCGGUUUUGUGUUGACUACCGCCGCCUGAACGACGUUACGAAGAAGGACAGCUAUCCCUUGCCUAGAAUUGAUGACACGCUGGACAUGCUCACAGGCGUAAAGUGGUUUAGUACGCUGGACCUGAAAAGUGGCUACUGGCAGGUUGAAAUUAACCCUAAGGACAAGGAGAAAACUGCAUUCUCCACAGGAAAGGGUCUGUGGCAAUUUAAAGUCAUGCCGUUUGGAUUGUGCAAUGCUCCAGCAACGUUUGAAAGAUUGAUGGAGCUUGUACUUAUCGGGCUAAUUGGAGAUGCCUGUCUGGUCUAUUUGGAUGACAUCAUCAUCGUAGGCCGUACGUUUGAGGAACAACUUCAAAACCUGGAACGCGUGCUCAUGAAGAUCCAGAGUGCCAACCUCAAGUUGAGUCCAAAGAAGUGCUCACUAUUCAAACGGCAAGUUAGUUUUUUGGGGUAUGUAGUGUCGGAAGAAGGUAUCCGCAUGGAUCCAGAAAAAAUUGCCGCUGUCAAGGAGUGGCCGGUUCCAAAAGACAAGACACAGGUUAGAGCAUUUUUGGGUUUGUGCUCUUAUUAUCGGCGAUUUGUGAAGAACUUUGCAGAUAUAGCCAAACCUCUGCACAAGCUAACCGAGGAGAAGCAACAAUUCUGCUGGGAUGAAAGUUGCGAUAUUGCAUUCCAGGAGCUCAAGAACCGUCUGUGCAAAACACCUAUUUUGGGGUACCCUGAUGCGGGCAAGGAAUUCAUAGUUGACACAGACGCAAGUGAUAUAGGACUUGGCGGUGUGUUGUCUCAACGGAAUGGUGAUCAAGAGAUUGUGAUAGCGUACUUCAGCAAGUCGUUGUCAAAGCCGGAAAGGAACUAUUGUGUCACAAGACGGGAAUUGCUUGCUGUGGUAAAGUCCUUGCAGCAUUUUAGCAAAUAUCUUCUAGGGCGGAAAUUCCACUUACGAACUGACCAUGCUGCACUCAAAUGGCUAUUGCAGUUCAAAAAUCCGGAAGGACAAGUUGCGAGAUGGAUUGAACUACUGCAGGAAUACGACUUUGUGAUCGAACAUCGCAGAGGGAAAUCUCAUGGCAAUGCAGAUGCAUUGUCAAGAAGACCUUGCCCUGAAGAUUGCAAGCAUUGUACUAGGCAAGAGGGUAAGGAAGUGGUAUCUGUGAGAAUGCUCAGGACAGACCAGCUCAGCAAUGAGUGGAAGGUCAGCCUACAACAUGCACAGCAGGAAGAUUCGGACAUUAAGCCGAUUCUGGAAUGA
Messenger RNA from Parnassius mnemosyne (clouded apollo), 1518 nucleotides. NCBI's taxonomy places the organism in Eukaryota, Metazoa, Arthropoda, Insecta, Lepidoptera, Papilionidae. The record is from the annotation of a GenBank genome assembly.